Cadophora gregata is the source of this 663-nucleotide messenger RNA. RefSeq lists its product as uncharacterized. The record is from RefSeq and is a predicted model, not a curated record. NCBI's taxonomy places the organism in Eukaryota, Fungi, Ascomycota, Leotiomycetes, Helotiales, Ploettnerulaceae. Gene Ontology annotation, cellular component: mitochondrion. Bases 102 to 344 code for a protein of 80 amino acids. The transcript has 2 exons.
AAUUGAUUAGAUCCCGAAACCAUAACCUAUCUUCCAACACCUUUGAACAAUCCACCACAAUACAAUAUCCUGUCUGCAGUCUCCGUCUCCAAACACCCAAGAUGCAUCCUCAUCUACACACUAAAGACAAUACCGCAUGCGAAGAGGUCAUGAUGGCCCUGGACGAGUGCCACGCACGGGGUUUCCUCUGGAAAUCGAUGGGAAUGUGCAAUAGCGCGAAGACGCAGGUCAACAAGUGUCUGCGAGCGCAGCGGCUGGAGAGGACGAAGAUCAAUCGCGAGAAGGCGAAGGCGAAGAAUGAGGAGAUCAGGGCGAAGUGGGCAGAAAUUGACGCGAAUUCAUAAUGGCAUAGGAGUUUCGGGGAGGGGGAAGAUGAAUGGAAUUGGGAAUCGGAUGGAAAAGCGGCAUUUGGAAUGGAGUUUGAUAUCUGGAGGCACAUUUGGCGUUCGGGAAUUGAUGGUUGUACAAUAUCAGAAUCGAGUGUUAUCUCUCCAACUGAACAACUUGGGGAAUCCAAAUGUUUCAUUCGAAUGAUACAUUUGACUGAGCGAACCCAUGUCCGCGGGAGGUUGUGCGACUUGGUAAGGACCGACCAGCACAGGAAAGGCGCGAACAUCAAGAGGUAAACAAAGCAUUUCAUUGCAAUCAAGCUAAUUCAGAACA